Cavenderia fasciculata is the source of this 1848-nucleotide messenger RNA. RefSeq names its product putative glycoside hydrolase. Gene Ontology annotation, biological process: carbohydrate metabolic process. Lineage: Eukaryota; Evosea; Eumycetozoa; Acytosteliales; Cavenderiaceae. The record is from RefSeq and is a predicted model, not a curated record. Gene Ontology annotation, molecular function: hydrolase activity, hydrolyzing O-glycosyl compounds. The transcript has 3 exons. Bases 1 to 1848 code for a protein of 615 amino acids.
AUGAUAAAAUUUAUAACAACAAUUGCCAUUAUUUUUGGUAUUUUAAUUUUACCUUGGGCUGACCAAGCACAAUGUUCAGUGGCAGUAUCAUGUGACCUAUUGAAACAAGGUUUAAUGUUUUACAAAGCAAAUAGAGGAGGUCGUCUUCCAGACACCGACGUUCCAUGGAGAAAUAAUUCAGUCUUGAGCGACGCCUAUCCAGCCGGUGCCAAGGAUGCCAAUGGAGAUGGAAAUCUAUCUGGUGGAUACUUUGAUGCUGGUGACGGUAUCAAGGUAACUCUACCAAUGUCCUACUCUAUGACCAUGCUCGCUUGGGGUUUCCUCGAAUCUGAAGCCAAAAUUGAAGCCUGUGGUCUUACCAAUCUCUACCUUGAAACUAUCAAAUGGGGAACUGACUGGUUAAUGGCUGCUCAUGUUUCUGAUAAUGAAUUGGUUUGUCUUGUUGGUGAUCCAAAUGCUGAUCAUUCAUGGUGGGGACCACCAGAACUUAUGACAAUGGAAAGACCAGUCUAUGUAUUGAGUGCAUCCAAACCAGGUACUGAAGUUGCUAUGGAAGUAGCAGCAGCUCUUGCCGCCACCGCUGUCAUUUACAAGGAUCGUGAUGCUGCCUAUGCCGAGUCAUGUCUCAGUCAUGCCAAGUCUGUCUUUACUUUUGGUGAAAACAACUUGGGUGUCUACUCUGAAUCCUAUCCAAUCAUCAAUGCAUUCUACAAGUCGUGGUCUGGAUACAAAGACGAAAUGGUUUGGGCCGCCGCCUGGAUGUACAAGGCCACCGGUGACGAAUCCUAUUUAACCAAGGCAAAGGAAUGGUACACUACCAAUGGAAUCGCAACUAUGGGUGCUGGAACCACCAUGUCAUGGGAUAACAAGGCUCCAGGUACCAUGGUACUCAUGUCCAAGAUCACCAAUGACACUUCCUAUGCCAAGGACGCUGCCACUUUCCUCGACGGCUGGAUGCCUGGAGGUUCUGUUCCAUACACUCCCGGAGGUCUUGCUUGGUUGAUGGAAUGGGGUCCAAACCGUUAUGCGAUCAACACUGCCUUUAUUGCCCAAGCCUUGGGUGACGCAAAGUAUAUCACCGGCUACACUGACAAGCAAUUAGCCUAUGUCUUGGGUGACAAUCCCAACCAACAAUCGUUUGUCGUUGGUGUUGGCAACAAGCAUCCAAUCAAUCCACAUCAUCGUGCCGCCCACGGCUCUACCACCAACAAUAUCAAAGAUCCAGUUAACAAUAUCCAUAUGUUAUACGGUGCUUUGGUUGGUGGUCCCGGAAAGGAUGACGCCUAUACCGACGAUCGUGAAAACUAUAUUACCAAUGAAGUUGCCACCGAUUAUAAUGCCUGUUUCGUUGCCGUAUUGGCUUAUUAUGCUGCAGGUAAUGAAACUACUACACCUACAUCUAGUGAAACUGUGUGUAGUAGUGAAGAAGCUGCAACCGUACCACCAGUGACUCCAGCUUCCAUCAACAAGAUUAUUGCAGGUACCUUUGAUCCAACUGGUUCAUCUUCAGAGGUACCCAUUACCAAUUCUUCAUCUUCCUCUUCUUCAUUUGAAGGAUCUUCUUCUUCAAUUGACAAUUCCUCAUCUUUAAAUGGAUCAUCAUCAUCAAUAGAUUCGUCAUCAUCUUUGAAUGGAAGUAGCAGUGAUAUCUUGCCACCUAGUUUGUCAUCAUCAUCCUCGUUGGAACCAUCAGCCAACAAUUCAUCAUCUUAUUCAUCCAAUGACGAUAAUCCUCAACCAUCGGUUGUAGGUGACGAUAGUUCUGAUGCACUCUCCUUCACCAUAUUGGUGUCUUGGGCCAUCAUUGCUGCUUUUAUGGCUGUCUCUAUUUUUGUACUUUUAUCUUAA